Molecule: messenger RNA, 1419 nt
Organism: Clonostachys rhizophaga
Lineage: Eukaryota; Fungi; Ascomycota; Sordariomycetes; Hypocreales; Bionectriaceae
Source: the annotation of a GenBank genome assembly
AUGUUACUCAGAGUAUCCAAGCAAUUGUACGCCAUAGCCCUCCCGUUAUCUGUGCAAAUCUUCCGGAAUACAGCACCUUUGCAAAUAGGCAAAGGACCUUGCUCGGUGGCCCGUAAUGCCCAAUUCUUGCGUUAUAUCCUCGUCUUCAGACCAGAGCUAGCAAAGAGAGUCGAUACAGUCAUUUUAGGUGGCUUUGCGGCUGUAAAUAAUGAAUCAAAUCCACACGUCAGCAGCCCAGAAGAACUGGAGACCUAUGAGCAGUUCAUCGUCGAUAGUUUAGGUCCAACACUUAGAAAGGUCGAUGUGGAACGUCGUGACAAAUGGAUGUCCCACCUCAAAAAGGGCUACUCUGAUGCACAGAUCUCUCUGAUUCUGCUUGCUUGUCCGAAUGUCAAGAGGCUCUAUUUUGAAGACUUCCAAGACCCAUCGAACGAUGAAGUUUUUGAAAAGCCACCUUCUUUCAUGUUUUUGCUUGAGAUAGCCCAAACUUUGAACACUUGCGGCUGGGAACAAGCCCUCCGCCUCUUGUCACUACCCAAGUUACAGAUUUAUGAAUCUCUCAACGCCACCUACCAAGGCAAGCUUCCAGAAGAUUCCUUCUUCCUCACCCAAUUGCCCAAGUCCUCUGUACGGUCCAUCGCUUUUCACCAGUCACAUGCACCUGCGUCAGAGGUCAAGUUUGUGUUGGACAAUUGUGAUAACCUGACGAGCUUCGAGUACAUCAGUGCAAUGUGGAUGCCGAUUGAUGGAAGUCUUCCUCAAGACAUCAUGAGAGCUGUUCUACCUCAUGCUGAAACCCUCACGCAUUUGUAUCUCGACUUCCAGGACGACUGCGAAAGAGAAGAUUGGAGAGAAAACCCACACGGGUUGUACGUGGGUCGUGAACUUGCCCAAAUGACAGCCCUAAGGUACCUCGAUAUAGGGAUACAGGCUCUUACCGGGAUGUUUAAUCCCAUCGCAAUAAAGCGACAAGACUUGCCGCUACAGAUUGAAGGAGCCCCGAUCAUCGUCGAAUGCCUUCCGGAAAAGCUACAGGAACUGAGAAUUCGCGAAUGCGGCAAGGCAAUAAUCGGCCAGGCAGCAGAGUUGCUUAGUACAAUUGAGAAAGGGCAGCGUUUCCAAAACCUUCAGUCUAUCGUGUUGAUGUUCAAAGAUGAGAAUAUCGAGAUCGGAGACUUCCAGCAGGGUUUUAAUAAGCUAGCAACCGAUAGCACUCGAUACAUUCUUGCUUUGAACUCCCAGAACCGUGCGAUGCGCUGGCUUGACUCUGGUAGAGGCAAGACUUUUGAGGGCAUCCGUGCCAUCCCGAGUCUCUGCUCCCGUAUAUAUGCUCAUGAUCUUCGGAGAGUAAAUCCGCUGUUGAGAAUGCAGAGGCUAUUGCUUCAAAAACCACCACACGAGUUUGGACUUGACGAUUAG